Fusarium poae is the source of this 597-nucleotide messenger RNA. Its product is annotated as GTP cyclohydrolase 1. The transcript is spliced from 2 exons. Gene Ontology annotation, molecular function: GTP binding; GTP cyclohydrolase I activity; zinc ion binding. The record is from RefSeq and is a predicted model, not a curated record. The coding region runs from base 1 to 597 and encodes 198 amino acids. Gene Ontology annotation, biological process: tetrahydrofolate biosynthetic process; tetrahydrobiopterin biosynthetic process. Gene Ontology annotation, cellular component: cytoplasm. NCBI's taxonomy places the organism in Eukaryota, Fungi, Ascomycota, Sordariomycetes, Hypocreales, Nectriaceae.
AUGGCUAGUUCCAAAAACGGUAGCGUCCUCUCUAAGAAGCGGGCCCCCAACGAUGCUACUGUCUCUUCCCCGAUCAGCGAUAAUUUAACGCAAGAUGGGCGCAAAAGACGGAAAAAACACGAGCUCAGCAGCCUCGGGGUUACUGUUAAUAGUACAAUUUUGAGUGCCCCGAAUGAGUAUAAGAAGCCGCCCGACCCAGUGACCGGUUCUGGUGAUCUUUCGAUCAAAACUAGAACUCAUCAAGGAGAAAAUCAAGAGCAGGCCGCAUUACGCCUAGAGAAGAUGCAAGGUGCUGUGCGAACUUUGCUAGAGUGCAUCGGCGAGGACCCCGGUCGUGAUGGCCUGCUGGAUACACCUUCACGUUAUGCCAAGGCAUUGCUGUUCUUGACCAAGGGCUACCAUAUCAAUGUGGAAGAUAUUGUGAAUAACGCGCUAUUCAAUGAGGGCCAUAACGAGAUGGUCAUUGUGAAAGAUAUUGAUAUAUUUAGCCUUUGUGAGCACCAUCUUGUGCCCUUUACAGGAAAGGAAAGCUCUUCCUUCCCUCGAUGUGUCCUAUACACUCGAUUCUGGGAUAUGCCGGCUAAUUCUCUCUUCUAG